GAUAAAGAAGAAGGACAUUUUUAUCAAGAACGAAUUAAAUGUUCACCCGAAGAGGAAACAAGACUCGAAAGGCAGCACUUUUGGAAAGUUAUCGAUGCAUUUAGAUAUUAUAGGUAACGUUACUGCAAUUUCUUGUACACAUAAGUAGCUAGCUAGCUAACUAGAAUAUGAAGUCGAUAGCUAGCUUAAUUAGAUGGAUAGAACAUGUCAAUUUAGCACAACGUUUGUCAAAAGCGUUGGCAAAGUAUAACUAGAGGUGGUUAGAUAUCGAUUAGUCUUCACGUUGCUCACUUGGACAGCUGUGACAAGUAACGUCUCUGGCUGUGACGGCUUCCAAAACUGUUAGGCUAGCUAGCUAGAUCGCUAGUAGCCUGGUCAUUCUGUAAAUUAGUCGAUAGAAAAUUAACGCUUUAAGAUUAGAUACUGUUUUAUUACUAUGAUAAGAAUAUAACACACUCUGUAAAACAAGGAAUCCUUAAAAAAAACAUCUGAGUAUUAACGUUAACCUACCCAGACCAGAACUUGGUUGGUAGCUAUCGAUACAUUAGUAAGCGACAUUGUAAAAUGUUGUUCUAUGUGAAGGUGGAAUAGCUAGCUAGUCUCAUCUACACGCUCUGUGGCACCUGCCAUUGUGUUGUCACUGCAAGGAAAUCUGUGAUUGACUGCUGAUCAGUUUUGCAUCUCAGCAGCAAUAAACGAAAGUGUUUAACCAAAAGCAUUUUGGUCUCGUCAAUCAAAUUACCAUUUUUGGCGAAGGCUAUAAAAUGAAAAUUGUGUGCCCCCAACUGCUCAGCAGUGAUUUACAAUUUAUUGUUCAGGUGGAACAUAUUGUGCUCCAUGCAACCACACAAAUGGGUAUAAGUUUUACUUAAGAGAGUACGAGAUGUCGUAUCCAUAAUUGGAUUUGGCAGGUUCCGUUUGCUUCAGAUUCGGGUGGGUUUGUCAGAUGGGGUUUUUGUCCUUUUGAAGAUCUUUUAAAAAUGAAAUCUGUUUCACGCCUCUCCACUUUCACUAGCUUACUGCUUGUCUUUUUAGUAAGUAAUUCUUUGUUGGGAAAACAAAUUAUUUACCUUUUUAAAUGUAGGUUGCAUCAUACUUUCUGAACAGUGAUUAAUCACUAGUGAGUCACUGUGAAAACCUGCUCAGUAAGACAGAUCAUAACGUGUGGGGUUGUUUUGUAUACCGCCGCUGCCUACCAAAAUGCCUAACUGAUUUAUAUGGAGACUGUGUAUACAUUAUCUUAUUUUUUGUGUUGUUAUUUCUAUCACAUCAGCUGUUUAAAAAUAUCCCUGUUUUAUAUGUAUUAUUUCUCCCAUUUUGCCAUUCUUCGGCAUAUAGAUUAAGGAUACAAAAAGGCAGACAUGUGUCCAAUGUGGAAACUCUCCAGCAAAAUUGGGUGGGAUUCAAGAGAUUAAAUGAGCUUGGCUUGACCUGAAUUAAUAAAUCCUGAGGGAAAUGUAAGAGUGCAUGUGCAGGAGCGGGUGAACCGGGCAGAACGGCAGUUCCGGUUCCUUCCACAGCACCAUCAGCAACUUCUCCCACAGUUUCUGCCAAACUUGGAAAAGAUCCGUCACUGUGUCGACCACAACCAGGAAGUGCUGCAGGCCAUCAUCCACAACUGCGUCUACAUGUUUGAAAACAUGGAGUAUGGUGAAUAUGACGAUCAGAGGAAGAUGCAGCCCUCCUCCACGUUUGACAUGGACAAGCUUAAAUCCACCAUCAAGCAGUUCGUACGGGACUGGAGCGACACCGGGAAGGCAGAGAGAGACUCCUGCUACCAACCACUCAUCGAUGAGAUACAGAGACAGUUUCCGCCAGACCAGUGCGAUGUUUCCGAGGUCAACGUCUUGGUGCCUGGUGCUGGUUUGGGUCGGCUAGCUUGGGAAAUCGCACGCCAUGGCUACUCCUGCCAGGGGAAUGAGUGGAGCUUCUUCAUGCUCUUCUCCUCCCAUUUUGUGCUCAACAGGUGUGAGAAGGAGAACUCUAUGACCCUGUACCCUUGGUUGCACCAGUUCAGCAAUAAUAAAAGGUCCUCAGACCAGAUUAGGCCCAUUACCUUCCCGGACAUCAACCCCCAGAGUCUUCCGGAAAACUCCAACUUCUCCAUGGUGGCGGGAGACUUCCAGGAAGUGUACACUGAACCAGAUGCCUGGGACUGCAUAGCCACCUGUUUCUUCAUCGACACUGCCCAUAAUGUUAUUGACUAUGUGGAGACUAUCUGGAACAUUCUGAAACCUGGUGGGGUGUGGAUCAAUUUAGGUCCACUACUGUACCAUUUUGAAAAUAUGGCGAAUGAACUUUCCAUUGAGCUGAGCUAUGAAGAUGUAAAGGCUUCCAUCUUAAAAUAUGGAUUCGAGCUGGAGAUGGAGAGAGAAUCUGUCCCCACAACGUACACGGAGAACGAUCGCUCCAUGCUCAAGUACUUGUAUGACUGUGUGUUUUUUGUGAUGCGGAAACCAGUCCACCUGUGCAAUGGCCAGCAUGAUGGGGAAGAGGGCCACCAUGGGGAGCCACAGUGGACAGAAGGAAGGAACCAGACUACCACAUGACAUCCCACUGACUGAAUGUCGUGAGAAUCACAGUGCUCUAGAAAGUUGUAACUCUAAAGCACAAACCAUUGAUUCCCACUCGUGCUUUUGUGAUUCGCGGACAGCAAAAAUCAUCUUUUAUGACGCCAUUAAAACGGACACUUGCAUUGCAUUUGACAAAUGCCGUUUCUCCGCUUCUAAGGACAUAUAUGCCACGUUUAGGUGCCUCUUGUCACUUUUAUGUUGUCCUCCCUUUGAAGUGUUGCACACUUUUUUGGGGGACAUAUUUCUGCCAGUGUUUAUUUAUUUUCUUAGUCUACCCACAGAGAAUCCCUGGGCCUGGGAAUAGUCUUUGUUGACAUUUCACGGUGCUGAUUUAUAGUUGGGAGCAGCUUGUCACCACUGGAUAUUUUACCCUUCAAUAUACAAUUGGACAUUGGAUGGAUUUCUGUACUUUAUCUGAAUAUCAUGGGGCAACUUUACAAUAAAGCGAAAAGUUUUUUAUAUAUA
This is a messenger RNA of Clupea harengus (Atlantic herring), 3038 nucleotides long. It is a transcript of the gene carnmt1, whose product is annotated as carnosine N-methyltransferase 1. The record is from RefSeq and is a predicted model, not a curated record. The transcript has 8 exons. Gene Ontology annotation, biological process: carnosine metabolic process. Gene Ontology annotation, cellular component: cytosol; nucleus. NCBI's taxonomy places the organism in Eukaryota, Metazoa, Chordata, Actinopteri, Clupeiformes, Clupeidae. The coding region runs from base 1629 to 2549 and encodes 306 amino acids. Gene Ontology annotation, molecular function: carnosine N-methyltransferase activity.